AACAAUUCAUAUAUAAUUUCUAUCAUGAAACUUUUAAGUGUUUUAUUUUUAAUCACCUUCGUGUUUGGGAUCGAACUUCCAAUUUUCAACGAGAAAGCAAUGGCAAGAAUACAUAAACGAGAUGCAUGUAGUGGCAGUUGUGUGGAUGCUGCAAAGACCGAGGUUAACAAAUGUAGGAUUGGUCAAUCAAAUCCUUCUGAUCAAGAUCUUGUUGCUGAAUUCAAUUGUAUUUGUAAGCUCCCCGACAGCUUCUUCAACGACUUGAGUGAUUGUAUUAAAAAUUGUGAUCAAGUUGAUCAAGGUGGACUUGAUGGGUUUGAUUCUUCCCCUUCUGGCCUAAGGCAAUUAUACUGUGAUAGUGCUGCUUCGUUUUCUUCCCUUGUUCAAGAAUUCAGCGGAACUUUACCCACUGCUUAUGGAGGCGCAGCUGCAGGAAUUGGUGGUGGAUUAGGUGGUUUUGCUACACAAGAUGUAGGAGCCGCUGAGACUGAUACUGGUGUUGGUGGUAAUGGUGGUACUGGUACUGGCACUGGUACUGGCACUGGAACUGGCACUGGCACUGGCACUGGUACUGGUACUGGUACUGGCACUGGCACUGGCACUGGCACUGGGACCCAUACAACAAACACCAAUACCCAUACCACAAAUACAGCCGGAACAACAAAUGGAAACGGCUCAGCAGCAAAGACAGAUACAAGUGAAACCUCAAAGACUGAUACAUCAACUAAGGAAACAAGCCAUAAUGCAGCUUCGACUAUGGGUGUUUGUUCCAUCAUCUACUUAGUCAUUUUUGCAUUAAUUUGAGACCAGACUAUUAUUGCUUAGUUUGUAUUUGAGUAUUUAGUAUACUAUUGUAUAAUGUUUCCAUUUUAUUAACCAAUAUGAUAAAAUGUAGACCACAUUCAUCUAACCAGAUUUACAGAGACUAACCUGAAAUUUCCUGUAAAAGAGUGUUUGCUUUGUCUGUCUGUGGCAAGAGCUGUUGAUGUAAUCCAAGAUGGCAUUGUGAUUGUACCUUUUUU
Molecule: messenger RNA, 1022 nt
Organism: Spathaspora passalidarum NRRL Y-27907
Lineage: Eukaryota; Fungi; Ascomycota; Pichiomycetes; Serinales; Debaryomycetaceae
Exons: 1
Coding region: 100-804 (234 amino acids)
Source: RefSeq, a predicted model, not a curated record